UUCUUAGACGUACACAUUUCACAUUUUGAUCAUCUCUUCCUUUCCUAUUCGAAAUCCUCUUCCAAACAGCUUCGUCUUGUUUGCCAGAACUCUCUCAUCCCCUAAGUCUGUUGUUUUUAGCUGGAUUACCUUACGUGGAUUCAGAUAAUAUUUAACACGGUGGCUAUAUAUUUUGAUUUAUUUUCUAGGAUACCAUGUCCAGUUUUGAGGGUGUACUUGUUUCUGAUCCAUGGCUACAGAGUCAGUUCACCCAAGUCCAGCUACGCACCCUCAAAUCCAAGUAUGUAUCAGUGCGAACGCAGUCUGGUCGGGUUACAGUGGGAGAUAUGCCAGCCCUGUUCUCCAGACUUAAGGCCUUUAUCGAUGUCUUCAGUGAGAAUGAUAUCAGUGCUAUGCUUCAAGAAUCAACUUCGAACAUGGAUGAAGAGAUUGAUUUCGAAUCAUUCCUUAGGGCAUAUCUAAACUUGCAUGGACGUGCAUCGAUAAAAUCAAAAUCAUCAGGAAAAAAAUUGGCAGGUUCAUCCUCAUUCCUCAAGGCCUCCACAACAACUUUCCACCACAAUAUUAAUGAAUCUGAGAAGAACUCUUAUGUUCAACACAUUAAUAAGCACCUAGGAGAGGAUAAGUUCUUGAAGGACUACCUCCCCAUUGAUCCCUCAACGAAUGCCUUGUUUGAUCUAAUAAAAGAUGGUGUCCUCCUAUGUAAGCUAAUCAAUGUGGCUGUCCCUAACACGAUAGACGAGCGAGCUAUCAAUACUAAAAAGUCUCUUAAUCCAUGGGAGAGAAAUGAAAAUCAUACAUUAUGCCUUAAUUCGGCUAAGGCUAUUGGAUGUACUGUUGUCAAUAUCGGUACUCAGGAUCUCGUUGAAUCUAGACCUCAUUUGGUGCUUGGAUUGAUUUCCCAAAUCGUUAAGAUUCAACUAUUGGCUGAUGUGAAUCUUAAGAAUACCCCAGAACUUGUUGAAUUGAUUGACGACAAUGAGGAAGUGGAAGAGCUUAGGAACUUAGCUCCCGAGAAAGUUCUAUUAAAAUGGAUGAACUUCCAUCUAAAAAAGGCUGGAUAUACUAAGCAAGUUACAAACUUUUCUUCAGAUGUGAAGGAUGGAGAGGCUUAUGCUUACCUCCUUACGGCUCUUGCACCAGAGCUCAGUACCCCAGAUUCCUUACAAGAUAUGGACCCCAAAGAGAGGGCAAAUAUGGUUAUUGAACAAGCAGAAAAAUUAGAGUGUAGCAAAUACCUCACUCCCUCAGACAUUGUUGAAGGAUCAGCUAAUCUCAAUCUUGCAUUCGUUGCAGAAAUUUUCCAACAUAGAAAUGGAUUGACUGCUACCGACACCACAAAAGUGUCAUAUGCCGAGAUGAUGGAGGAUGAUGAUCAAACUUCUCGAGAAGAGAGAUGCUUCCGGUUAUGGAUCAACAGUCUUGGGAUUCCUACACAUUGCAACAAUGUCUUUGAGGAUGUUAGAAAUGGAUGGAUUCUUUUGGAAGUACUCGACAAAGUCUCUCCUGGAUCAGUUAACUGGAAGUUGGCUACUAAGCCUCCCAUAAAGAUGCCGUUUAGAAAAGUUGAAAACUGUAACCAAGUCAUACAAAUUGGAAAGGACAUGCAUUUCUCACUUGUGAAUGUAGCUGGGAAUGACAUUGUUCAAGGAAACAAGAAGCUUAUUAUAGCAUAUUUAUGGCAGCUUAUGAGGUUCAGUAUGCUUCAACUGUUGAGAAACUUGAGAUCUCACUCUAGUGAAGGUAAAGAGAUAACCGACGCAGACAUUCUUCAAUGGGCGAAUGAAAAAGUGAAGAAGUCUGGUAAAACAUCUCAAAUGGAAAGCUUUAAGGAUAAGAACCUUGCUACUGGGGUUUUCUUCCUAGAGCUUCUCAGUGCAGUGGAGCCUAGGGUGGUCAAUUGGGAAGUCUGUAGAGCUGGAGAAACUGAUGAGGAUAAGAAGAUGAAUGCGACAUAUAUAAUUAGUGUUGCUAGGAAGCUUGGAUGUUCCAUCUUCUUAUUACCUGAGGACAUAAUGGAGGUAAACCAGAAGAUGAUCUUAAUACUGACUGCAAGCAUAAUGUAUUGGAGCCUGCAUCGAAAGCAUGGAGGGGGUUACCAUGCCUAUGCUGCUCCUACAACCGCACCAGAAGAGCAUGCAGAAGAAGUUGCAGAUGAAGAUGUUGCAACAGAUGAAACUGAAGAAACCUCUUAAUAGCACUUUAAAAAAAAAGGUUCACCCUGGAGUUCUACUUCAAUUGCUAUUUCUUUCUUCUUUUCACAUAAAUAUUACUUCAAUUUACAACAUUUUUUGAUGUUAUACAUUUUUAUUCGUCUCUUUUCCUUCUAUAGUGUUAUAUUUUCUCAAGACCACUAGAAAGAGAAAAAGGUUUUGUAAUGUUGUAGUAAAAGAUGAGAUGAUUCUAUCUAGGAAUGAAUGAUUCACCAUUCAAUAGCCUAAAUUCUUUAUCAAUAACAAAGUCUAUAUUGUAUUUCUAGUUAUGGUUAUUUGCACCGUUUUACACUUUCUCAUUGAAUUAC
Molecule: messenger RNA, 2521 nt
Organism: Linum tenue
Lineage: Eukaryota; Viridiplantae; Streptophyta; Magnoliopsida; Malpighiales; Linaceae
Source: the annotation of a GenBank genome assembly